This is a messenger RNA of Sciurus carolinensis (gray squirrel), 2133 nucleotides long. It is a transcript of the gene Slc29a3, whose product is annotated as solute carrier family 29 member 3. Gene Ontology annotation, molecular function: nucleoside transmembrane transporter activity. Gene Ontology annotation, cellular component: plasma membrane; Golgi apparatus. The transcript has 5 exons. The coding region runs from base 419 to 1603 and encodes 394 amino acids. Gene Ontology annotation, biological process: nucleoside transmembrane transport. The record is from RefSeq and is a predicted model, not a curated record. Lineage: Eukaryota; Metazoa; Chordata; Mammalia; Rodentia; Sciuridae.
AGGAGAGCCGGGGACUCAGGAGAGCUGGCAUUCACUCCUGACUGCCCUCCACACUCGCUGGUGUCUGGGCCAGCAGUCUGGUCUGCCAAGGGCCAGGGGACAAAUGUUUUAGGCUUUGGGGACUCACGGUGGCAGCUGCUCAGCUCUGCCCUUUCGUAGCGAAAGGUGCCUUGACAGCAUGUGACCCUGUGGGUGUGACAGAGUCCCGGUACUUACAGCAAAGGUGGGGGCCGGAUUUGACCCGGGGACAGGCCUUUGCCCACCUCUGACUGGUUUCUCUUACGGAUGGUCCCCACACUGGUGAGCCCCGGUCGGUCACAGAGGUGCUGCCCGGCUUGAUUUCUCUUUGUGACCUUUAUCACGCCUGACGGAUCGUCUGUUAGUUUUCACCCACAUUUGCCGCGGUUCCCUGGACUACAUGAGAGGUUCCACAAAGGCAGGAUCCGAGCUGAGUCCCGCGUGCCCAGAAUACCCAAACUACUUUGAGAGCUACCUUGCCGUCGCCUCCACUGUGCCCUCGCUGCUGUGCCUGGUGGCCAACUUCCUGCUUGUCAACAGGGUUCCUGUCCGUGUCCGCGUCCUAGCCUCCCUGACCGUCACGCUGGCCAUCUUCGUGGUGAUGACGGUGCUGGUGAAGGUGGACACCUCCUCCUGGAGCCGAGGCUUCUUCGCCAUCACCAUUGUCUGCAUGGCCAUUGUCAGUGGCUCCUCCACCAUCUUCAACAGCAGCGUCUACGGCCUGACGGGCUCCUUCCCCAUGAGGAACGCGCAGGCGCUGAUAUCAGGAGUAGCCAUGGGAGGGACCAUCAGCGCCGUGGCCUCGCUGGUGGACUUGGCGGCAUCCAGGGACGUGACAGACAGCACCCUGGCCUUCUUCCUCACGGCGGCCGUCUUCCUCGGACUCUGCAUGGGCCUCUACCUGCUCCUGCCCAGGCUGGAGUACUCCAGGUACUACAUGAGGCCCAUGUUUCCAGCCCAUGUGUUUUCUGGUGAAGAGGCUCCACCCCAGGACUCCGCCAGCACCCCCUUGGUGGCCCCCGGAUCCAGCGGGUCCCACAUGCCACCGCUGCGCCCCAUCCUGAAGAAGACGGGUGGCCUGGGCUUCUGUGUGGUCUACCUCUUCCUCAUCACCAGCCUCGUCUUCCCCGCCGUCUGCACCAGCAUCGAGUCCCUGCACAAGGGCUCAGGCUCCCCGUGGGCCACCACCUUCUUCGUGCCCCUCACCGCUUUCCUCGUGUACAACUUUGCCGACCUGUGCGGCCGGCAGGUCACGGCCUGGGUCCAGGUGCCAGGUCCCAAGAGCAAGGUGCUGCUCGGCCUGGUCCUGCUGCGCACCGGCCUGGUCCCCCUGUUCGUCCUCUGCAACUACCAGCCCCGCCGCCACCUGACCACCGUGGUCUUCCAGUCGGACAUCUACCCCGUCCUCCUCACCUGCCUCCUGGGACUGAGCAACGGCUACCUCGGCACCCUGGCUCUCAUCUACGGGCCCAAGAUCGUGCCCCGGGAGCUGGCCGAGGCCACGGGAGUGGUGAUGGCCUUCUACAUGGCCACGGGCUUGGUGCUGGGCUCCGCCUGCUCGGCCCUCCUGGUGCACCUCAUCUAGGGCAGGCGGCAGGACGUCGGGGCUGCCUGAGGCUCUGGAGCCCCCGGAGCCGGGGCACGAGGAGGAUGGGGCUGGCAUCUUGCUGGGCGGAGGGCCCGGCAACGCGGCUCCUCUGCUGGAACGCCAGGUGGUGCAAGGGAGAGGUCCCCCACCGCAGCAUGACACCUGGGAGACGUCUGAAGACGACGCCUUUAAAGAGGGGCUUCUGCCUCCUAGCGGGUGGGUCACUCGCUGUCCACUCCGAGCUGUCACCCGGUCAGAACCUGGUUUGGCUCCACCUUCUCCCUUCUGGCCAAGGGCUCCCUGGGGUGGCCAGGGAUCCAAGCCCGCACUGCCCCUGCCUUUUGUCAGGAGAGCAGCCACCACCCAGACCCGGAACCCAGGAAGACUGGGCUCCCGAGCGCCCCCUGUGCCCGGGACUGAGCAGGUCGGCGCCUGGCCUUGUGGGUGACCGCCUGGAUCAGGACAGGGUCUUUCCGUAUUAAUGUUUACAACCGUUGGUUCAAGGGCACAAUAAAUACUGGGGUAUU